Colletotrichum truncatum is the source of this 1527-nucleotide messenger RNA. RefSeq lists its product as uncharacterized. Gene Ontology annotation, molecular function: transmembrane transporter activity. Gene Ontology annotation, biological process: transmembrane transport. NCBI's taxonomy places the organism in Eukaryota, Fungi, Ascomycota, Sordariomycetes, Glomerellales, Glomerellaceae. Gene Ontology annotation, cellular component: membrane. The record is from RefSeq and is a predicted model, not a curated record.
AUGGCAACCAAGACUGAAGACUCCCAACUCUCAGCUUCAGCAGAGGAGCUCGAGAUGACCAAGAAGCAAGAUGAAGAACACGUCGCCUUCGAGCAGAUCAGCCCGGAAGAGGAGCGUGCUCUCGUCCGCAAGCUGGACAGAGUUCUCAUGCCUCUCAUGGCAUUCGUCUACUUCUUCCAGUACCUCGACAAGCAGUCAAUCAACUACGCCUCCGUCUUCGGCCUCCGCAAGGACCUCCGUCUGACAGGACAAGACUUCUCCUGGGUCAUCUCGCUGUUCUACUUCGGCCAGCUCUGCUCCGAGUACCCGGCCGCGUAUCUCAUGGGCCGCCUGCCCAUCACCCUCUUUGUCGGCGUGACCAUCAUCGCCUGGGGAGGGGUGGAAAUGUGUCUCGGCGCAACGCACGACUUCAAGGGUCUCGCCGCGGCGCGCUUCUUCCUAGGCUUCGCGGAGGGAGCGGUAUCCCCCGCGUUCAUCAUCAUCACGUCGAACUGGUACCGUCGCCGCGAACACCCGAUCCGCGUCGCGACGUGGGUUUCCAUGUCCGGCGUGUCGCAGAUUCUCGGCGCGCUGAUGAUGUACGGCAUCGGAGGGUCCCCGAAGAUGGCGAUGGAGAAGUGGAGGGCCAUGUUCCUCAUCAGCGGCGGGCUCACUGCGGCGUGCGGUGUGGCCUUCUGCGUCCUGAUGCCGAGGGAUACCACCACUGCCUGGUUCCUCACGCCGCGUGAGAGGGAGGUCGCGACGAGGAGACUCGCGCUUGACAGAGGAACGAGGGAUAGGGCUGAGUUUAACAAGAAGCAGAUGUUUGAGGCUUUGAGACAGCCUUUGACCUGGCUUUACUUUAUGAUGGCGCUCUGCAUCACUCUGACGACUCCCAUUCUCAAGUUCUCAUCUCUUGUUGUCAACGGCUUCGGGUACUCUCCGUUCCAGACGAUGCUCGUCGGUCUGCCCGGCGGCGCCAUUAGCUUCGUGACGAUCUGGGUGUCUGCUUUGGUGCCGCGGUUCUUCCCCGGCACUCGGGUGUACACGUCCAUGGGACUUAGUCUGAUACCGUUGCUGGGGUCCGCCAUGCUACUUGGGUUGCCGGCUAAAGGCUACGAAUGGGGCAUCGUGGCGAGCACUUGGCUCGCGGCGUGCUGCAGCUCUCUGCUGAGCUCAUCUGCGUCGAUGAUGGCGUCCAACGUCAAGGGUAACACCAAGAAGAGCGUCGUCAGCGCGGGCUUCUUCAUCGUAUACUGCGUUGGAUGUAUCGUCUCGCCGCAGGCCUGGACGGAAUCUGAUGCUCCGAGAUACACCAAGGGCUGCAUUCUCAGCAUUGCCAGCUGGAUUGGGCUGAUUAUCACCUAUGCCGUGUAUGGAAUCGCCAUCAAGAAGGAGAACGCCAAGAGAGAUAGGCUUGCGGCGGAGGGGAACUACGAGUAUAUGGUUGGAGGGCAUGACGGAGGGGAAUCGGCGGUGCAGAUGGGUGUUGCUGUUGAUUCGGACUUGACGGAUGUUCAGGACAAGGCCUUUAGGUAUAACAUGUAG